Anopheles arabiensis is the source of this 7536-nucleotide messenger RNA. RefSeq lists its product as uncharacterized. NCBI's taxonomy places the organism in Eukaryota, Metazoa, Arthropoda, Insecta, Diptera, Culicidae. The transcript has 12 exons. Bases 1800 to 5609 code for a protein of 1269 amino acids. The record is from RefSeq and is a predicted model, not a curated record.
CUCCGACAACUUUCUUGGCAAAUACCGCUCCUUCCGCCAGGUAUCGCCCUUGCUGGCCCGUGAUCCAAAAAGAAAAAGCAUCCGUGUUAGUGAAACUAAGCAUUGUAGUUCGUCUAGUGAGUUUGCUGCCGUCGUCGUAGACCGACCAAAAAUGUCGAAUCGAUUGCUAGCGCGUGUGCUAGAAUAGAUUAACACGAAUCUGCAUACCACAAACGGGUCUAAGUUAUUUCCUGCACUGCACUCUAGUGCGGAUUACUAGAAUCAGGAUACUGUUCUUCACUUUGCCGAUUGGAAACCCGUCCUGUACAGGCAUUGAAAAACAGGUGCACUUCAUCGUGAAAAGUUCAAUAAACAUUGAUUGCGUUGCACAAUUGUCGGGUCGAAAGCAGUGAAAGGAUGUGAACAUCGUCGGAGAAAAGGGCACAGUGAGAUGACUGUGUGAGGUGUCGUGGUAUCUGGAAGACUGCUGCUCCAAAAACCCCCCAAACGGUGUUUUCCGAUGGUGCCGAGUUUCCCGUUCUCGGCCGGAACCCCUCCCCAUGCGCUGGAAGAUGGUUAAUGAAUGUGGGACGCUUCCGGGCUCUCGGCAAGAGGAGAAGUGGGUCAGAUGAGUUGUAAAUGUAGGAACCGAAGCAAAGAGAAGAACGAACGCACUCAGUGGCAAACUAGUGGGAAACGUGGACCGGACGUGGUGCGCUUGGCUAUUGCUGGAGGUUUGUUGUAAAAAAGAUGACAGGUGCAUGAGCUGGAAACACAAUACAGUGGCAAUACAGAGCAACACGGUCGACAAAACACGAAAAAAAGGUUGACCAACAACACAUUCGACGCUCAGCAAAGGCAAGAUAAGAGCCCUUGUUUUGCUAGUGUUUACGAUUGGUGAGAGUGAUUUGCUUGAUAGUGGAAGCUGGUAGUUUCGUUAGCUCCGUGGCCAACGUCAGCGUUGACGACGCCUACUACUAAUAUCAGCGCUGCUAGGGGCACGCGUCCUGUUCUCCUCACAACGAACGAAGUAGCACAGCGUUGUAUUAAUUAACUUCUCAAACAAGCCCUGCUCGUUGGAUGAAAUUAAUCGGUACAAACCCGCUCCUCGGCUAAUUGCUCAACGACGACCUUUUGAAGUCAGCCUUUCACUAUCUCCGAUGAAUGGAGCGAACGGUGGGGUAGUGCUAGAGAAACUUUUAUCAUCUUUCAACUUUAUUGCAGCAAACAGUGAUAGGGCAAAAUAGCAGCAACAAACCGUAAGCAGUGGAUAGAAAAAACGUUGAAUUCAUGUUCACAUGUGCAUAUGCCGAAUGUGAUGUUGUGUCCCGCUGGUCAAAAUGUUAAGUGGCACAAUCAUACGCGUUUGUCGAGUGUGAGCAGCAAUAGCUACAGCGUCAGUGAACAGUGAUUAAACAAAAGCGUCGACUAUGCUUUCCUUUUACGUCGAAUCUAAGGAGGCGUCUGCGGAAGCCGUUCGGAACGACGUCCGGGAGGAAACAGCGCACGGCGCAUAAUAAAAUACUGAACGGAAAUUAUCGUUUGAAUCAACUCUGGCGUACACCCCGUUGAUGCUGGCCAUUGAUCGAACGUGAUUGCUCGGCAAUGUGCAAAUGAUGGCAACAUCAUUUUGCGAUAUUAAAAACAUCACCAAAUAUAGAAAACAGCAGUGAGCAAAGCGCGAGCGGUCAAGAUUGCUGGUCAGUGGAAAAGGGAUUCUGUUUUCUACGGAUACGCUAAAAAAACGCAUCGUUUCGGUAUUUGAAGGUAGACAAAACACUAUCGCGUUUUCUCAAGCAAGCAACGCACAGUAGCAAAAGAUGGACGAAGAGGCACUGAUAGCACGAGCAAAGGAGGAACGGGAAAAAAUAUUCCAGCGCUACGACAAGGGCCGGGAACCGGGAGCCGAGAUCGAUCCGUGGGAGGAUCCACAAUUUGAAGUGUACCACCAGACGGAUAGGUAUGGAUUCAUACACGAUCAAAGGUUACCGCGUAAACGCGAACCGCACGAAGCCAAAGCAUUGGAAAUCGAAAUGGGACGGGUGAAGAAAUGGCUCAAACUGCUCGGACAUUCUUCGCAGCCAGCAAAGCGACCAUGGGAAGAUAAAGUAGUUCAGGCGAAGGUACGCAAACGCGUCUUCAAAGGAAUACCGGAGAAGAUUCGUGGACAGGUCUGGUGUAAGCUGCUCAAUCUCGAGCAGGUGAUGAAGGCCGAAGAGGGCAAGUACAAAAAGAUGCUGGAGCUGGCUCGCAACUGGAGCACGGAAGCGCGUCAGAUCGAUAAGGACGUGAAUCGACAGUUUCGGGAUCACAUUUUCUACCGCGAGCGUUACAGUGACAUGCAGAAGAGUUUGUUUAAUGUACUGGUAGCAUACAGUAUGUACAAUUCUGAGGUUGGCUACUGCCAGGGAAUGUCCGGACUAGCAGGAGUGCUGCUGAUGUACUUGAAAGAAGAGGAGGCAUUCUGGGCACUAAGCGUCCUGCUGGCGGAUGCAAAGUUCGCAAUGCACGGUCUAUUCAUCGAAGGCUUCCCGAAGCUGACCCGUUUUCUAGCACAUCACGACAAAAUCAUAACCAAAUUCAUACCAAAGCUUAAGAAACACUUUGAUCAGUGCAAUCUCGACUCGAUCCUGUACUCGUUAAAAUGGUUCUUUGUUGUGUUUAUCGAAAGGAUUCCGUUCAGUUUGUGUUUGCGCGUUUGGGACAUUUAUCUGCUCGAUGGAGAAAAGGUGGUUACAGCAAUGGCUUAUAACAUACUGCGUAUGCACAAGCAAUAUAUACUGAAGCUACGGGAUAUGGAUCAAAUUGUGCAGUAUAUACAGACACGGCUAUGUGAAGACUUUGGCUACGACGACGAUACGGUAAUUAAGAAUCUAGAGCAAUGCAUGGAAGAACUGCGUAAGGCAGGUUUAGAGCUGCCACCGCCACCGAGUGAAAUCGAACUUCCGAAAAAAGAAUUCGGUGUAUUCGUGGAGCCCACUGCGGCCGCACAGAUUGGACGACGAAAGCAGGAAUUUAGCGAAACAGAAAAAGAAGUCACAGAAACAGUAAAGCUCAAGCGUGAAAUAACCGAACAGGAAAUUGCGAAUCUCAAUCGAAUCGCUACCGCUCCAGGAGGUUCAACACAACAGCUAAAUACAGUACACAUUCCGGAGUCGGAAGAUGGUGGAUCGCUUCUAGGAAGCUCACGUAAAUCGCUGGCCGAUACCUCCGUUACAUCCACCGCAGAUUUGAGCGUGCUCUCCGGUGGGCAAAGCCAGCGGUCACACCAAGCUUUCGAUUUCUGCGUCGACGAACAGAAUAUCAUACCAAGUGAGGACGAGGGCGAUGGAGAAAGCAGUCCAGUAUCAAGGCGAAAACAAUCGUCGGUGCCAUCGGCGUCGCAUGGUACCAGUAGUGGUGCCGCGAACGCCACCGCCUCCACCUCCACGACGAGGACGGUCAGGCUUAGAAGUGCAACAUCCGCCAUCGGUGCAACGAGUGUGGUAGAGCGUAGUCCUUCAGCCCUCCAGCUAAUGACUCCUCGAGCAAUGUCUCCACACGAUGUAGUGCGCAUUUACGUUCCACCAGCACCGCCAGAAGAGCUACAUCACGGGGCAUUAGGCUUUGAGACGUCCUCCAGCGUCAAAAAUCACGAUCGGCCAACGGUAUCCAGCGCAAAUGGGACGGAACUGCGCCGUAAUCGUUCUUCGCGUGCCAGUUACAACGACGAGGACGAAGACGAAGAAUCAAAAACGCGUCGUAACAGUGAGAUUGAUCUGUAUCUACAGCAAUCGAUUAGUUCAAAAAUGCCCGGAGCCACAACGGCCAACGGUAAUGUAACGGCCGGUUAUGGAAGUGGCAGAUUUUCGAACUACGCUAGUGGCGAUUUUCAGGGUCAGCAGCAACCGUCUGCAUACCCUGCUGCACCAUUGUCUCCGUCCGCGUCCCAGAAUUACGCUUCGAAUGGACGUUCCACGUCGUCGUCCCGGCGUGGCAGUAUGUCAAGGAAAUCUCCAGCACCGACGCUGGACAGUGAAUUCAUCAUCGAGUGUAGCCACCUGAAAAACCGCAAAUAUGUGCCACCGGAUCAUCACAGCAGCCACAACAGCCUGGUGCUGAGCGUUGGCGGUGGUUUACCAAUGUACGGUAGCCGCAACGGUUCAGAAUCUAACAUACAUCGCAUGACAUCGUUCGAGGAGCUGGCUAAGGCGAAACUACAGCAGCACCUAUCCGGCAGCAGUGGUAGUGGGGCAAUCGCGGGCAGUAGCAGUAGCUUGUUGAAAACUACCACGGAAGACGCCUAUGUUGUGCGACAAACGGUAUCGGUAACGAAGACGUCCGGAUCUAUCAACCGAAUGGCGAGAAGCGAAAUCUAUGAGUCGAUUGAAAGCAGAGAAGAAUCGCACUAUGACAGUCCUCGCCGCCAACGGCAACCAGAUAAUACGCCGUCUGAUUUGUACGAAGGCGCCGGUAGUCCGAUGCAUAGUCAAAAAACUUCCCGAGGGCACAAAAGCGAUUACAACAUUCAGUAUCGAAAUCUUUCACCGCAGGGCGCCAGUGCUGGCGCACCAAUGUCACCGAUGAGUGACGGUGGAGGCGAUUGGGUGGAAUAUCGACAAAUGAAAGCAUCCUCCCGGCAAAACAGUGGCAAUGAUAGUUCGCCGUUUGAUUACGAUCCAUUACCCACGGACGGUGCAGCGAUUGUCGCCAAGAAACGCUACAAUCGGUUCUUCAACAACGACGAGGAGGAGGAUGAGUGUGAAGAAGAUGAGACGACGAAUGGCGGAACCACAGUGGCCACUCACCGACAUCGGGAAGAUGAAGACAAGUUACUGACUAAAUCGUCCGAUGAUUUAUCCACCAGCCCUCCUCCAGUUAGUCGCCCUUCACAGUUGCCCCACUAUCAGCGAUCAAGUGCUGGGUCCGGUGCGGGUAGUCACCAACGUCAGCGACCUCGCCAAAGACAACCACCAAUCGUGUCGCACUCCCAGCCUCAGAAUGGUACGACGCCAACAAAUGAAACGGUACCGCUUUUACCCGUGUCUCCAACGAGCAGCAGCAAUUUAACUGGCAAAAAGGCAUCACACUUCAUUCCGCUGGUACGUUCUGACGGUACUGCCAGCCCUCUCCCAUCAUCGGCCAUUCCCGUCAGUAGUAUUAAGCGUAAGAUUUCGUCCGAAUCCUCAUAUUGUCCGGCGAGUUCGUCGACCACCAGCACACCAACCGGCACGCGACGUCGCGACUCGAACGCUUCAGCCAACGGAAUCCAGUCUCCACCGGCCGGUAGCCACUCGCGUAUUCCCGUUGGGUUGAAAUCACCCACAUCGCCAACGGGAUCGCUACAAGGCUCUUUUCGCUCCGGCAUACCGACACAAAAAUCCUCCAGAUUGCCCACUUCCAAACCAACCGAUGUUGGCGAACGUUUGCCUCAGUAUCAGUACGGUACGGCUUCAGGGCCGGCAUCGUUAGCUCUCUCACCACCGGCAUCGUCACUUCAAAGAGCAGGAAGCGGCCAAGGAGACGAAUAUUCUACCACCAGACUAGGAUCGUCCCGUUCGGCUCAUCAGAUCCAAUCAGACUCGAAUAAGAUUCGGAUUCAGAUUAAUCCUUCACAGUCGUACAGCAACAGCAGCACGACGGGAGGAUAAAUUUGAGCUUACUGCCCGUAACAACCAGCAUUAUUUACGUUUCCUUUUUAGAACUCUAGAGCAAUAGAGAUGGUAAUGAGUAGAGGUUUAUCGAGUAUUUAAACCACGAGUCCAAAUGGUGUGUAUAAGACCAGUUGAAAAAGAAGUUUGUUGAUCUGAUGGGAUUCUCAAUAGAUGCUACUUACACAAACAACAGAGAUAAGAAAUGUAGCCCAUACCAAUUCCUUGGUUAGAAUUUUAGUAUAUAUUUUUUUAAUAUUAUUCGCUAUCGAAUGUGGAUGCUAAGCUAAGAUGUCUAGCUUCGCUCGAAUCUGCUUUCUCUGCCCCUCAAAUGCAUUCCAUUUUCUAUAUCGCAUAAUGCAACCCAAAUAUAUGAUGUAACUUCGUUACUCAAUUUGUUUUCUUAACCUGCAGAAGGAGCUCUCUAGCUGAUUAUUUACAUUUCGAUAUUAUUAAAGUUACAAAUUCGAAACAUUAGAAAUCCUUUGCUCGUUUGCUUGUUUCCGUUUUCCGAGCGGUACGGACUGCAUUCCUGAACCAAUCUGUAAAAAUGCUACUAGCAAGCAAAAAGAAUUUCCUUCCCGUCCGGUCAUACCCUAAGGUAAGCGAAAGAGAGUAGUACUGUUCAGUGGAUAUUACAUUUCUCUUCCUGCAAAGCAAUAACAAAAGUGACUGAUAUUUGUCUAUAGGUUUUAAUCCGCUAGCUUCAAAAGAAAAGUAUUUUAUAAACCGCACGUUUUGUUCGCAUGGGUCCGCGGUUUUCUUUCAAAACAUUUUGUGGUCGUCAAUAUGAACUCUAAAUGUUUUUUUAUGAGCGAAGAAACUUAACUUCGAUCCACAUUUACCGUGCGACAAUGGUACAAUAACACUGUCGACAAUAUCGAAUAUCGUCUGCAUUAACGUGACAGUUCGGCGUAACCCGUAGCCCGAAGAGGGAAGUUAGGAAAACAGAAUGUAAAUUAUCGAUACUUUGCAAAGCCUUUGCCUGUUCCACAAUGUUUGAUUAAGUUUGUCCUUGCUUAUAUAUAUACGAUUCGAAUCGAACAUGACCAUGUACGUAUAGCGCAAGAAACUGUUAAUUCUAGGGGCAUAAAUCAAACCGUUCCAAACUACUCGUAUGAUAUUAGCAUCGAAUGAAAUUCGAAGCAGAUAAAAUGCAUUUCAUCUUGUUACACUCGAAAAGUUUCGUUAUCAAUCUGCCCCUACUCGUAGCGAGAUUAUAAAAUCGACGUGAUGCAGUGCAUGUGUGUGUGCGUGUAUAACAUAAGUUUCGAUGGCAAACAGCCACCGAUGGUUCCGUGUCCUGCUUUUUGCCUUAGGCGGGGUGGAGAAAACAAUGCGCUAAAAAGAAGACAGAUGCUAUUCUAUAUAUGAAUAUAUUUUCCACAGAGCUAUGCAAAGGACAGAAGCAUAGAUGCGUCUUAAAACAGUAUGUAGUACCCUGCAUUGGUUUGUUUGAUAGCUACAACUCAAUCCAGUUUGUAGGACCGAAAUAACGCCAAAACAUUAUUCCAUUAACCGUUAAAUUACAGACCCAUCUACUAUAAAAUGUUGCACUAAGCGUAGGAAUGUGCAAUUCCAAUAGCAACAAUGGUACUAAACAAAUGUAAAUUGCCAACCGUAUGAAUACGAAGACAGAAGAGAAUACGUGGGAACGCGGUUCAAGUUUCAUGGUUUUUCACAAGUUUGGAAAAGUUAGUAAUUGAUUUAAAGAAAGAUAUUUAUUUUACCCCUGAUCAUCACUCAUACACACAUACACUAACAGAAACGGGUUUAAUUUUUCUUUUCUCACUUCACCAAAAACAAAAACCGCAUCCCCGAACGAUGCAAAACAAUUCAAAGACUUUCCACUGAAUGUGUGUACUAGUGUUUACGCUGAAGCGCAUUUUUUAAAAAUAAAAAAAAAAACAAAAUACAAAACAAGUUA